Molecule: messenger RNA, 228 nt
Organism: Psilocybe cubensis
Lineage: Eukaryota; Fungi; Basidiomycota; Agaricomycetes; Agaricales; Agrocybaceae
Exons: 2
Coding region: 1-228 (75 amino acids)
Cellular component (GO): membrane
Source: RefSeq, a predicted model, not a curated record
AUGACACUGGCGGGCAUGGGAGCGGCCUUCAUUGUUUUGGACCCUGAAUAUGCUAAACCUACUCAUCGAGGCGCUCGGACAACUGUCUUCAUCAGCCUUGGUCUGUGUGCAAUUGUCCCAGUGACCCAACUAUUUCUCACGCAUGAAUUCAACGAACUCGUCUCGGACAUGGGUGUCCAAUGGCUACUGCUCUCAGGUGCACUGUACAUUGUCGGCGCAUUGCUAUAG